CCAACGCUAACUUUGCUGAAUCAUGUCUGUAUCGCAUGUUGUCCUGUUUUCAGUAUAUAUCUAUAACUAUCAUGGCCUUCAAUAUUUCGCUUCCUGUUGUGAAGUUUGAAACAUGUGUUAGUUUACUUCUGUGGGAUUAGAACUUAUCCGUUGUUGCAAGUUGUGUUUUAACAUUAUUCGGACUUUCAAAAUGAUGAGGAUACACUGGGUACUGAAGUACAUGUGGCUUUGUUCAGGAUUCUUAGUGGAAGGUGCUGUAUGGGAUCCAAACUGUAUCGACAAUUGUAAUUGUUGUCGGGAUAGCAUAUGUCAUAAUUACCAAUACUUUUGGAACGAUUGCCCACACGGUUGCAUUGAUGGACACAGAGGUGCUAGAUGUUAUGAACUUUGCGAACAUAAUUGUACAUCGUGCGACACCAGUGUUACAAUUUGUGAUAAAUGCUAUGAUGGCUUUCACCUUGGGCCAAAUAAAGAUUGUACAUCAGAAUGUCCCACAAACUGUAGAGCUUGUAUUUCGAACACAAUGUGUACUGCUUGUAAGGACGGUUAUUAUGACAAAGAUGGGUCGACAACAUGUCCGCACGCUCUUUGUCCAGAGAACUGUAACUGCAUUGGUUACACAUGUUCAACUUGUAAAAAAGGUUUCUAUGGCACAGGCAAUGAGUGUAGUAAAGAAUGUCCGGCUAACUGCAAGUCCUGUGCAUCUCAGGAAAUAUGCAACGUGUGUAAAAAUGGAUUUUAUAACGGGUAUGAGUUUGACAAUAAUAUUAAAAAGCUAUUCAAUAAUUGCACAUUUAGAUGUAGAGAAAGCUGCACAGAAUGUUUAUCAUACGACAACUGCUUGCAAUGUGUUAAAGGAAAAUAUAGCCCGAAAUGUCACAAAUAUUGCUCAGUCGGUUGCAAAGAUCAGACAUGCUAUAUUGAAUCUGGAAAAUGUUCCUGCUUAUCAAAUUUUAAUGGUGACAAAUGUACGGAUUGUAUUACUGGCAAAUAUGGACCCUAUUGUAACGAGACAUGUACCGCACAAUGCAAAAAUGGUAAGUGUAACAAGACUUCGGGAUAUUGUAGCGAAGGUUGCAUCACUGAUACAAUAACAGGGGAAACUUGUAAUGUUUGUGCACUCGGGAUGCACGGAAUAGUUUGUAACAAAACUUGUCCUUUAAAUUGCAAAGGUAAAACGUGUAACCGAAAAUCUGGAUUCUGUUCUUGGGGAUGUGAAGACAACUUUGAAGGUCCAUUUUGUGACACCUGUAUACAAGGAAAGUAUGGUUCAUCAUGUAAACAAAAUUGUUCAUUGAAAUGUACAAAUGCUUUAUGUGAAAACGAGACUGGAAAUUGUUUUAGCUGUACCGCCAAUUUUGAUGGGGACAGGUGUAACACGUGUAAAAACGGAUUUUAUGGGCGUAAUUGCAUUAGUUUAUGUCCUUCUCAAUGUUUUAACAAAUCAUGCGAUAUUAAAAGCGGAAAAUGCGAUUUUGGCUGCACAAUUAAUUAUUCCGGUGAUAAAUGUUGCGUAAAGAGCGACAAGUGCAUAGAAUGCUUCUCGGGCACGGAAUGCCAAAAAUGUAAAUCUGGGUACUUCAGUAAAUUGUGCGAGAAAACGUGCUCUGCUAACUGUCUAGAUUCAUGUGAUAUCUCAACAGGCGUUUGCAGCGAUUGCAUAAUAAACCAUUUUGGACCCUUCUGCAACUUGAAAUGUUCUGAAAAUUGCAAUGUUUCACGAAGCAGUGCCACACGUGACUGUGCGUCAUCUGACGGAAUAUGUAUGUUUGGUUGUAAACAAGGUUUCUUUGGGCUUAAAUGUAAUGAGACAUGUAGCAGUCUUUGCAUCGACACCCUGUGUAGGCAAGAGAGUGGUAUUUGCGUAAAAGGUUGCACAGGAGCAAAUGACGACCCGAUUUGUGUACUGAGUUUAGGGAAACCACAAGAUGUUUCCGACAAGAAAUCAACAACUGCAUAUGUUGUUUUUGCAACACUCUUUGCGGUUACUUCUACGGCAUUAUUUGUUCUUAUUUUGAAGAAAAUGAUAAAGAAAACACGUUUCUCAGUCAGGCAGACCGUGGAGUUUAUGAUUCGACAUCGCUUUCAAAAUUCACAAAACGAAGAAGUAAUCUCUGUUUCUGAAGUAGACAAUACCGCUUAUGAAAUCAUCAAUACAUGUCAAGGUUACACGGACACUUGUGGAAACACAGACUACAUGAAUCUUCGAAUCCAAGCAUCAUGAUAUGUCAUUCUCGUUUCGUAACAUUUUUUCCACACCUAUCAAAAAAACGGACUUGCAUAUUUAUAACAUUAAUUGGUUUUAUUUUUUGAAGCCUAUUUUAAAGAUAUUUACUCUUAACAGAUUUUAUAAUUGUAAGUGAUAUUUGGCAUUUUCACAAACGAUCGCUUUAUAUGAAUUAUUCUAGUGGUAUUACAUUUGGUUCUACAUGUGUAUAUUCAAAAGCUAUUUUUGAAUUGCUGUUAUGUACUUCAAUAGUGUAACAGACUCGAUCGAGACCGGAUACUAAUUACGAUUUAAUUAAAGUACUGAAUCUAGCAAGAUGCUUUAUAUUUAUGCUUUGAAUCUAUGUAAUAUAUGUAAGCUAUAUUUUUAAUGUGGUAUUUUUUCAUUAAUUUAAUAUUUUUGUACGGAAAGUUAUUACUAUGCUAAAUCAUUGUGUAAGUAAUAUCUAUGUCAUAUCGUUCGUACUAUGCACGAGCACUAAUAUACUGCCUCUACAUAAAAAAGGUAGAGAUAGUAUCAGUAUGAUAAAGUUAACUUCCGUCUUUACUAUUUUUUAAAACUUAAUGUAUCUAAAUAGUCAAACGUUUAGUGUAUUCAUAGACACAAAUAUGCAAAUGUAAUUAAUAACAACGUAUGCAAGUCAAUACGCAUAAUAAUUAUUAUUCCUUUAAAACAAUAUUUAAAGAAUAAUAUGAAUAUUACCAAUAGUAUUAUUCAAGCUUUACACAAAAACAAGAGGCCAUGAUUGCCCUAUACAUCGCUCACCAGAGUUGAUCUGGCCUACAGACCUAGUUUUUGACCCCACAUGACUAAGAGUUGAACUUGAUCUAAAGAUCAUCAAGACAAACAUUCUGACUAAUUUUCAUAAAGAUUUGGUUACAACUGUGGCCUUUAGAGUGUUCACAAGAUUUUCCUUUGAUUUGACCGGUGACCUAGUUUUUUUACCCCACAUGACCUAGAUUCGAACUAGACCUAUAGAUUAUCAAGAGAAACAUUCUGACUAAUUCUCAUGAAUUUCAAACUUAAAUUGUGGUCUCUAGAGUGUUGAAAAGAUUUUCUUUUGAUCUGGCCUAGUGACCUAGUUUUUGAACCCACAUAACACAGAUUCAAACUUGACCUAGAAAUGAUUAAGACAAACAUUCUGACCAAGUUUAAUAAGGAUUGAGCCACAAAUGUGGCCUCUAAAGUGUUCACAAGCUUUUCCUUUGAUUUGACCAGGUGACCUAGUUUUUGACCCCACAUGACCCAGAUUCGAACUUGACCUAGAAAUCAUCAAGCCAAACUUUCUGACCAAGAUUCAUAAAUAUUGGGUCACAACUGUGGCCUCUAGAGUGUUCACAAGCUUUUCCACGGAUCUGACCUACUGACCUAGUUUCUGAUCCAACAUAACCCGGAUUCAAACUUGACCUAGAGAUCAUCAAUACUAUCAUACUGAUCAAGUUUCAUAAAGAUUGGAUCACAAAUGUGGUCUCUCUAGAGUGCUCACAAGCUAUUUCUUUUAUCUAAUGUACUGACCUGGUUUUCGACCUCACAUAAUCCAGUUUCGACUUUAGCCUAGAGAUUAUCAAGACAAACGUUCUGACCAAGAUUCAUAAAGAUUAGGUCACAAAUGUGGUCUCUAGAGUGUUCACAAGCUUUUCCAUUGAUCUGACCUACUGACCUAGUUUUUGACUCCACCUGAUCCAGUUUCAAACUUGACCUAAAAAUUAUCAAGACUAACGUUCUGACCAAGUUUCAUUACGAUUUGAUAAAAAAUGUAGUUUCUAGAGUGUUCACAAGCUUUUCUAUUGAUCUGACCUACUGACCUAGUCUCUGACCCCACAUGACCCAGUUUCGAACUUUACCUAGAGAUCAUACAGAUAACAUUCUGACCAAGUUUCAUAAAGAUUGGAUCAGAAAUGUGGUCUCCUGAGUGUUCACAAUUUUUUCCUUUGAUCUAACCUACUGACCUAGAGUUUGACCCCACAUGACCCAAUUUCAAUCUUGAUCUAGAGAUCAUCAAGACCAACAUUCUGACCAAGUUUCAUAAAGAUUGGGUCACAAAUAUGGUCUCUAGAGUGUUCACAAGCUUUUCCUUUGAUCUGACCUACUGAUCUAGUUUUUGAUCUCACAUGACCCAGUUUCAAACUUAACCUAGAGAUCAUCCAGACCAACAUUCUGACCAAGUUUCAUAAAAAUUUUGUCACAAAUGUGACCUCUAGAGUGUUCACAAGGCAAAUGUUGACGGACGAGCACUACGCACUACGCACGACUGACGACGGACGACGCACGACGGACGCCGACGGAGCCGGACAAUGACCGGUCACAAUAGGUCACCUUGAGCACUUUGUGCUCUGGUGAGCUAAAAAGCUUAAUCAGUAACUAUUACAUUUUUUUCUCAUGCUUUUUUCUUUUAUUUUUAAUGUUUGCUUUUUUGAUGACUACAAAUAUGGAACUUGUAAGGUACUUCUUUCCGCAGCAGUUAUCUCCCCUGUCGCUAUUCUGUUGCAGGGGAGACAACUUCAUAUAAGAUAACAUUAUUACUUAUAAGACUUAUCGCUCAAAACAUUUAAACUGUAAGACUUUAUUCUUAAACUGUUUGAAAUGCAAAAUAUUCAAAUUACCUACAUCUUUAUGCAAAUGACGUCUGAAAUUUCUUUUGAUAUAAAAUGAAAUGUUUUAACUAUAGUUGUACGAUGUACAGUCAUUGCCGUACUGUGUUUAUGUAGAUCUAUAUAGCAGCUGACACUGGAGUUUAUUCCGUUUGAAAUUUCUUUGCAUCUUAUUUACUUUUCAGAAAAGUGUUUUAAAUAUCGUGAAAAAUUUUAAAAUUUAAAGUUUACGUUUUGAUUUUGCCUUUGAAAAUGAACACUUCCAAAACUGAAUUUAUUAUGUUUGGCAGCAGACCUCAAACUGUUGAUAUAAAAUGGUUUAUUUGUUCUGCUUAUCUAUUUAGUUAAUUAAUUUCAAUGAUGUGAUUCAAAUCAACGUAAUCCAUGUUUGUCAAAAAAUAGACAAACAAACAAACAAACAAAACCUAACUGUUUUCAAUAUUAAUUUAACUAUUAUAUUAGUCAAUGUGCUGAAUAAAUUCUGUGAAAAAGA
Messenger RNA from Mercenaria mercenaria, 5311 nucleotides. Its product is annotated as multiple epidermal growth factor-like domains protein 10. Bases 191 to 2224 code for a protein of 677 amino acids. The transcript is spliced from 7 exons. The record is from RefSeq and is a predicted model, not a curated record. Lineage: Eukaryota; Metazoa; Mollusca; Bivalvia; Venerida; Veneridae. Gene Ontology annotation, molecular function: scavenger receptor activity.